UGAGGUGUGGGACCCCCUCGGGACUGCAGCAGGAUGCAGACCUCCUCACAGCUGCUGCGUGCCUGCUCACCACCCUUCCCUUCUCGCUUCCCUUGCAGAGCACUACAAACAUCACUGGUUUCCUGAGAAACCGUUCAAAGGCUCUGGGUAUCGCUGCAUCCGGAUCAAUCACAAAAUGGACCCCAUUAUCAGCAAGGCAGCUAGCCAGAUCGGACUCAGCCUACCGCAGCUCUACCAGCUCCUGCCCAGCGAGCUCACGCUCUGGGUGGACCCCUAUGAGGUCUCGUACCGAAUCGGUGAGGAUGGCUCCAUCUGUGUCUUAUAUGAAGCUACUGCAACGAAACCUGUGAGCUCCUAUGGGAUGCUUACCUGUAAGAACCAGAUGAUGUUAGGUCGCACCAGUCCUUCCAAAAACUACAUCAUGACUGUCUCCAGCUAA
Molecule: messenger RNA, 439 nt
Organism: Pelecanus crispus (Dalmatian pelican)
Lineage: Eukaryota; Metazoa; Chordata; Aves; Pelecaniformes; Pelecanidae
Source: RefSeq, a predicted model, not a curated record